Molecule: messenger RNA, 3631 nt
Organism: Nicotiana attenuata
Lineage: Eukaryota; Viridiplantae; Streptophyta; Magnoliopsida; Solanales; Solanaceae
Product: proline-rich receptor-like protein kinase PERK9
Exons: 8
Coding region: 1210-3315 (701 amino acids)
Biological process (GO): protein phosphorylation
Molecular function (GO): ATP binding; protein kinase activity
Source: RefSeq, a predicted model, not a curated record
GCAACCAUCGCCCAAUCCCAUUGAUCGUGACGUUGUAACGAAACACCUAAUUCAAUCUUCAUAAACCUAUGAUCAUCAUAUGACUACGACAUUAUUAUUGUAAAAAAACAAAUAUUCCUCAUGUACAUCAUAUACAAUACACGCACAUAACUGAAUUGUAAAGUUUUAUGUUCUUAUUAGCGGGUCGUUCUCACUGUUGUGCCCUAUAUAUUGCAUUUGGGGGGACCCAAUUUUCCUUGUUCAUUGAUAUGAGCUUCCCAGGUUUACAAAAAGAUGCCUCCUUUUUGAUUCAUUACGUUGAGCAUUAGCUGCAAAAUUGCAAUUCACCAGCUUUUGAUCAUGCCUGUUGCAUGGAAAUAAAUAGGUAAUGCUUUGUGGAUAUUCUAACAAUUGAUUUACUUUUAUGGUCCUAUCUUGUAGUGGGGUUUCCUUAGAAAGGGUUAAUUCUUCAUUUUACUUGCUUUAUAAGGGUAAAAUUCUACAUUGCAAGGACAAAAUCUUGGAUUUUCUCUGUCUUUUCUUGAUUUGGGUGUCUGGUUGUGGAUAUGGUUUACUUACUGCCUUCUUUACAAGAUUGAUUUUUUACUCUGAUAUAAGGGUCUGUGCAGUGUGUGAGGGAUUGUUCUUGUGAAUUAGCUAAAGGAGAAAUUUGUCAGCUGGAUUCUGCUUUAGACCUGAAACUGAAUUCUGGGUAGUGGGCAAGAUUUGAUUUCACGCGAAAGCUUAAACCUUUUGUUGUGCUGAAAUCCUAGGUGUUUAACUUGGGUGUGGAGUGAAAUUGCAUGGUAUGAGUGAAUUGGUUAACGAAUUUGGAUGUUGUGGAUAAAAUCUUGGAAUAAGAGGAAGCAGUUUAUUGCUUAUUAGGGAUCUUGGUUUUAUGAAAUAAGUUCAGGACGCCUGCACUUUACUUGGAAUUCUUGGUGGAAUGGAUGUUCAUUGAUGUUUGAAAACUUUGAAAUUGUAUAAGAACUGUAGUACAUGUAGCUAGUUUUGUUGGUGGUGAGAUGUUUAAACCAUUUCUCCACCUCCAAGUUAUAGACUUUGGAAUUCCACUAACUGCCUUCAGUUCACUGCAUUGUUUGUGACCUCUCCUCCAUCCUUACCCGCAAAAUCCCCUCCAACAAAUGCAACAUCUUCAUGCCGGAAGCCACUGUCCUCCAACAAAUGUAACAUAGCCUCUUCUAGCCUUAUCACCAACAUUGACCACUAAUGGCUUCUCCACCACCUCCUGAAGCAUCUACUCCUCCAACCGAUGUCUCACCUCCAACCUUUAGUCCUCCACCUACACCUUCUGGCCCACCGGCUAGCUCAUCGCCACCUCCAUCUUCUACUCCGCCAGCUAGUUCACCGCCACCUCCAUCUUCUACUCCGCCUCCUAGUUUGCCACCACCUCCACCGUCUAGUCCGCCACCUAGUUCACCACCACCUCCAGAACCUGAUCCACCACCUGUGUCACCUCCACCUGUACCAACUCCUUCUCCUCCUGCAAGUUCACCUCCAUCACCUCCCCCUACAUUGUCACCUCCGCCACCCGUACAGAAUCCAGAACCUCCUCCAGCUCCAAAAUCACCCUCAAAUUCAUCUCCACCACAAUCUCCUGAACCUCCAAAAGGUUCAUCACCUUCACCACCUUCACCGCCUUCACCACCUUCACCACCUUCACCGCCUUCACCAUCUUCUUCCAACUCACCUUCAAAUUCACCUCCAUCCCCAACAUCUAAGCCAUCAGAAAAUCCGCCUCCUUCCCCAGCCUCAGGCCCUCCUAAAGAUUCACCACCUUCACCAGCUACAUUACCUCCCAGUCCCUCACCAUCUUCUGAUUCCCCUUCAGACUCAUCACCGCCAACAUUUGUGAUACAACUAUCACCACCUCCAUCCUUUAACGGUACACAACCUUCUCUUACUCCUCCUUCAUCACCAGUUCCUUCAGGUGAUGCUAGUAACCAUAGUUCUGGAAACCAUCCAGCAGAAAGCUCAAAGUCUGCUGGUGGUAGUGGCAAUGGUACUGCAGGGACAGUUUCCAUCGGCAUCGUACUUGUUCUUCUAUUGGUUGGUCUUAUCGCAGCGGCUGGAUGGUGUAUACGGAAGCAAAAGAAGAAGAAUUCUGGCUAUAAUAUUGGUAAUGUCAAGACAAUCUCUGUGUGCUCCACUCCAAAAUCAGAGUCUGCUUUAUUGAAGGUCGAGGAAUCAACAGCUGAGAUAAAUGGAACUGGCUCCAAUUUCCUCGGUUCUCCAGGGGACCCUUGUGGAUUCAGCAGUUCAAAGACAUGGUUUACUUAUCAAGAACUAGUUGAGGCCACGAACGAUUUUUCAGCACAGAAUGUAUUAGGGAAGGGUGGAUUUGGUUCUGUAUACAAAGGAUAUCUAGCAGAUGGAAGAUAUGUAGCAGUAAAGCAGCUAAAUAUUGGUGGGAGCCAGGGGGAACGAGAAUUCAGAGCUGAAGUUGAAAUCAUUAGUCGGAUACACCAUCGUCAUUUGGUUUCACUUGUAGGUUAUUGCAUUUCAGAGAAGAAUCGCCUCCUUGUUUAUGACUAUGUUCCCAAUAAUACCCUUUACUUCCAUCUUCAUGCACAAGGGAGGCCUGUCAUGAAUUGGACAACACGUGUUAAAAUUGCUGUUGGCGCAGCUCGUGGAAUAGCUUAUCUGCAUGAAGAUUGCUGUCCUCGUAUUAUUCACAGAGACAUUAAGUCAUCGAACAUUCUUUUGGAUAAUAACUUUGAGGCUCGGGUUUCUGAUUUUGGACUGGCUAAAUUAGCUCAGGAUGCAGAAAGUCAUAUCACAACACGUGUCGUGGGAACAUUUGGAUACAUGGCUCCUGAAUAUGCAUCGACCGGCAAGCUGACUGAAAAAUCUGAUGUAUAUUCCUUUGGGGUUGUGCUUCUGGAGCUAAUUACUGGAAGGAAGCCAGUGGAUACAUCUCAGCCUUCAGGGCAGGAGAAUCUAGUUGAGUGGGCUCGACCUUUGCUUAGUCAGGCGCUUGAAAAAGAGGAAUUUGAUCAGUUGGCAGAUCCGCGCCUUGAGAAGAACUACGUUGGCAGUGAGAUUUUUCGAAUGAUUGAGGCUGCUGCAUCUUGUGUGCGCCACUCGGCUUCAAAGAGACCAGCAAUGGGACAGAUCAUGAGAGCUUUUGAUGGUAUGGCUAUGCAUGAUCUGUCAAACGGGAUGAAAGUUGGUGAAAGUGCAAUACAUAGCUCUGCAUUACAAUCUGCAGAAAUAAGUUGGUUUAGGAAGGUGGCAUUCGGUAAUCAAGAUUUUAGUACAAAUUUUUUCAGUCAAAGUAAUCAAAAUAGUAGAGAGUCGGGUGAACAUAGUUAGAGGAUCUAUACAAUAAAAGGUGUUAUUUGGAAGCCGCGUUUGCAUGUGCUGAUACAUCAAAGGUACCUUAGCUUAGCAGUUAAUGUUUUCUUCUGUAAGUAGCUAUAAUGAAAAUGCAGACAAAUCGCUGCCUCAUGUCGAGGUCUAUGGCAUAAGCUUUAGAUCAGUUACAAUGUCAUGUUGUAAGAGAAAAAGGUCAAUCGCAGUAGCUUAGAACUAUAUCUUGGAGAAAUUAUAGAGGAUCUUUAGAACAAAAUGGCUCAUUGAAGCUACUGUAUGUAUCUGUUUACAUAUCAAAGGUACCUUAGCUUAGAGA